AUGACAAACGCUGCCAAUGCACAUGUCCCUCCUAAUUACCAUAUUCAAUUUCUCCAGCAGUUCACGAUAAAAGAACAUACAAGACUUGCCCAACCAGAAGCAUUAACAGCCAAACAGCAUGCAGUUCAUAGAAAACAGCUACGCACUACCCAGUCACUCCAGCCCUGCUAUGCAGACGAAACCAAAAUCAAUCUCACCAGCCUGUCAAGGAAAUGGAAAAAGUAUAGAUGUUAUUCAAUUCCAGCUUUUACCAAGGGACUAUUGGCUUAUUAUUUUGCAAGGUACUGUACCAAGAUUUUACAGACUGAAGACAGCAGAUCCGCAAUUAAAAACCUCGAGCGCGAAACUACAAUGGAUUUUUUAUGCUUUAUUUGUGAGAAGUAUAAGAUUAAAUCUUGGGGUACAAUGGCUCAAUACAUACGCCAAUUUCAACAACUUUACCGGUUGAUUACCGGCGAAUAUAUGGAUCGAAAUGACAGCGAGGAAGUUUAUAAGUACUUCCGCCAGGUCUUGAUUCCCCGUUUUAAACUUCAUGCUCCGAAUAUUGAGGGCAAGCCUGUCCUUAAUGUUGACACGCUGCGGGUUCUUUUGACCUUUAAUAUCGGAUAUGACAACAGGAGUUUGGCACUUGGGCGGCUCCGCCUACAGCUAAGUGCAUGCUACCAGCUUUUGUGCUAUACUGGAGUGCGACCCGCAGAGCUGGUGGAAGCUCAGCGAAAGCGGCCAACUGACGGGUCUUAUGAAAAACUUUUUAAACGCAAGACCAUCCAGUCAGCUGAUGAUGAUGAUGAUGAUGAUGAUGAUGACUCGUCUGAAGCAGCAGAUGCUUCAUCUGUUGAGGUCAAUAAGCUGCUUUUGCAAGAGCCUAUUACUCGCGACCGCCCCAAGGCUCUUUGUUACGAGGACAUUCUAUUUUCAAUAAUCCGCCACCCUGCCACGAAGCAAACUAUUCCUGCCAUGGCUAUUAAGUUCACCCACCACAAAGGAGCGGAUAAAAAGCCGAAGCCGACUAUAUUCUUCUUUACGCCAACUAAUAAGCUAAUAUUUGACGUGAUUCUCACUAUUGCUGCCUUGGCAUUGGCUGACAAAGCAUUUGCGGCAGAGAGUAUAACUGAUGCACAGUCCCUGUUUCAGAAAAGCCCAUGGGGCAAACGGGACGGUAUUGCGCUCCGAUGGAAACAAGACAUGCUCAAGAUCCCGAUAUUUCGUCGAAUUCGGAACUCGGCUCUCUCUCCCAAUGAGGCAAUGUUGUACUCUACGCUUAAUGAGGAAAUGGGCCAGCAGAGCCUUGACACAGGUCACGAAAAGAAGUUGACACCAAGAUCUGCUCGAAGAGGUGCUGGUAACGCUGCUAAUGGUGACGCUCCUGAUUCUGUCCGUGAUCAAAUGAUGCGCCAUGAUCCCAAAUUUGCGACAUUCUUCAACGCUUACCUCAAUGAAAAUGCCAAAUUCGAUCUCCAGAAUGCUUUCCUAGAGGAGGAAAAGGAAGUCCAGCUAUUCCGAAUGUUUGCACAUGUUAGUUUAACACGCGACCCACGAGCCGUGAGAGAUAUGGUACCAAAAGAAGUGUGGGAGGCCGCGCCCCCAGACCCAGAGAUUGUCAAGUUGGAAGAGGAACGCGACUCUCUCAAGCAAGGCCUUAGCCGUAUUGAAGGCAGUGCAGAUGAGGGAAGAAUCCGACAGCUCACUAGCGACAUUCGACUUAAGAGAGCCCAGCGCGAGAGAAGAAUCGUGAAGCAGUUCCGCGAAUACUACUUCCAGCAUCGUCCGACCUGGGACCUUGAGGCACAAGCACGAGGAGAGGUAGAAGAGCCUUUGGAGGAACCAAAAUUGCACUCUACCAUUGCCGAGCGAGCAAGGCUGGCCCAUAUUCUUUGCCAUCAGCCCGAAAACUGGACCAAUGAGGAGAUCCUACAGCGUAGGAUUGAAGCCGUCCAAUUGAUGGUAGACUUUUGCAAUAAGAAAGAGCCGAGAAAUAUCCUCCAGGCCCAGCUAAGAACCCAAGCCGAGCAGUCUGUCAAGGAAGAACCGAAACUGGUCACCAUCUCCGAACUUGAAACUAACAUCUUUUCGAUGCUUAUGAAAACAAGUCAAUGUCCUAGCUGUAUUGGAGACAGCCAAAUGCCUCUCAAGGAGAGGACAUUCGAGUUCUGUAGGGACACAGUUAGGAAUGACCACUGGGACGACAGGCACUUGCCAGAAUUAGAGCGUGCUGAGCAGCGUGCUGAGCCGAUUAUCUGCAAACACCCUGCGUGCGGAGACCAGAAGUUCAAGCAUCUGAAUCAUUUCAGGGCCCAUGUUAAGUCUGACCAUGGGAUAUCGCUUAGAUCACAAGACCAGGUCCUGCGCAGGCGGUUAAAAAAAGCAAAGCAUCGUCAGAUGGUUGUGAAAACAUAG
Trichoderma gamsii is the source of this 2397-nucleotide messenger RNA. RefSeq lists its product as hypothetical. Bases 1 to 2397 code for a protein of 798 amino acids. The record is from RefSeq and is a predicted model, not a curated record. NCBI's taxonomy places the organism in Eukaryota, Fungi, Ascomycota, Sordariomycetes, Hypocreales, Hypocreaceae. The transcript has 4 exons.